This is a messenger RNA of Amphimedon queenslandica, 1680 nucleotides long. Its product is annotated as 1-phosphatidylinositol 3-phosphate 5-kinase-like. The coding region runs from base 36 to 1634 and encodes 532 amino acids. The transcript is spliced from 2 exons. The record is from RefSeq and is a predicted model, not a curated record. Lineage: Eukaryota; Metazoa; Porifera; Demospongiae; Haplosclerida; Niphatidae.
CUGCAAGGGCGCGGUUAAGUCCAGCUGAUAAAAUCAUGGCUGCAGAGCAGCAAGUACCCGAAGCAAGCAGAGACCAUUAUACACAGCCUCUAGAUAAUGCCAGCCUUUCUCUUAUACCUGCGAGUUCUUUCUUUCCGUUGUCCUCUUGCUCUCAACAGGUUGACAGUGCUCACCUGCAGAAGGGACCGCCAGAGGGAAGGAGAUUAGAAGACCUACCUUUCACACAGCCCGUUGUUAAAGUAUCUGGGAUCUUUUCAGCAAUUGGCCACGAGGAAGGAAAGGAAGACCUGCUUUCCUUAGAAUCAGAAGACGAAGAAAUGAUAAACUGUGAGCUCUUGCUUGGACAAGAGGAUGAGACCGUCUUGGAAGAAGGAGACGUGAGAGAGGAGAGAGCUGGAAAUGAGUCACUGGAAAGCAAAAAUAAAAAUCGAGAGAAUGAGCAGCAGAUUGAGGACAAGCAGGUCAAGAACGAAGUUGAUGCAUUGGAGACUGAAAUUCAGCUCAUUGGGAAUGAGUAUGAGGAUAAUCAUGAUGGGAAUGAGAAUGAGCAGAAUGGGAAUGAGGACGAGCAGAAUGGGAAUGAGGAUGAGCAGAAUCAAAAUGAGGACGAGCAGAAUCAAAAUGAGGACGAGCAGAAUCAAAAUGAGGACGAGCAGAAUGGGAUUGAGAACGAGCAGAAUGGGAUUGAAGACGAGCAGAAUGGGAUUGAGGACAAGCAGAAUGGGAACGAGGACAAGCAGAAUGGGAAUGAGAAUGGAAUUAAUUGUAAUGAACAGCUACCUCAAAACGAAGACGACCGUCAGUCUGAAACACUUCAGUACCAGAAUGAGAAUACAGGGAAUGAGAAAGAGAUUGUGCAGCAGAAUGAGAAGGAAGGAGAUGCCCAUCGUGAGAUUGAGCAAGAGGAUAAUUCUAAACCCCAUGAUAUAUCAAGUCUAACUCUGGAUACCCUCACCUCCUCUCCACUGGCACUGUUAGCAACAUCAAAUAAUAAUGACUUGUCUCUUUUUUCAUUUGAUCAUCCGAUAGCUCCAUUGAGCAAAGCACAGCUCUUGUGCACGCUAAAUAAAGACACGAGUAGCAGGAUUGAAUGUCUGCAGUCUCUCUCAUUCUCAACUCCUCCACGAUGGAAAUGUGACACUGAUAAUAGUCCACCUCAAAAGAGGCCGAAAAUAUCGCAUGCACAUUCCCCUCUUCUCCCAACAGUAGAGGAAGAGGUAGUAGUAGAUGAUGGAAAGGCAACUUUGUUGCAAGCUUUACCCAGCCAAGGAGCAAGAGAGAGUAUAGAAGGUAUCUCAAGUGCUGCCCAUUGCUCUCUGCAUGAAGACAAUGUUAAUGAUAAUGAUGAUGAGGAUUCAACCGCUUGCUUUGUUGUUCCUGAUGAGCCUUUGCUUUUAGCAGAUGAUGAAGAUAACAUUACGUUUCAUUCUGACAAUGUUAAAAGCUAUAGUGACGUUGCAACUAUGACAGCAAGUGAGGAGCUUCCUAAAAGAAGACUGGCGCCAUCUCCUCUGAUGACAAAAUCAGUUCUUAAGAGAGGUUUUCUUUCUGAUCUGAUAGAGCCAUGUCAGUUCAAUUUAUCAAAACCCAAACUGAGGCUAGGCCUCUCAAAAAGAAGCAAAUGUACAAAUUAGCAACUCAACUAUUAUAAAACAAUAAAUACCAUUAUAAUGUAUAAUA